UCACGAAAUCAAUGAUGACGUUUAACGUUUGACGAGCCGAACCGUGCAUCCGUAUAUUUUUUUACAAUUCCGUAGAUAUUUACACGCUAUAGCUACGUCUGGCUGAAACAAUGGUCGUGGAGGAACCCAGUGCGAAUAGUGGUGAAAAUGUGGAGAAAAGCGACAGUAACACCGCUGUGGCGGAGCCUGUGAAAAUCUUCACAAUCGAAAUACUGCACAUGAUCAAGGAUGCUCAGCAGCAACAUGGUCUGAGACAUGGUGACUAUCAACGCUACCGUGGCUACUGCACACGUCGCAUACGUCGUCUACGCAAGGCUUUGAAGUAUCCUCAAGGCGAUAAGCGACACUUCAAACGUCGCGAUGUGACGCUUUCCCAGCUGACGGGCAAGAAGGCGGAUGAGCGCUUCAUACAUAUACCGCUAAUCAGUUCGGAGCGUGCCUGGGCAUAUGCCAUGCAGUUAAAGCAGGAGGCCAAUACGGAGCCACGCAAGCGUUUUCAUUUAAUCAACAAGCUGCGACGCGCUUGCUUCUACGCACUGCAGCUGCAGGAACUGUGCAAUACCGAAGCUUUUGAUGCACGCACCAAGCUGGAGUGCGAGGCGUACGUUGCCUGGAUGCAUGGCACACUGCACUUUGAACUUCAACUUUGGAAGACCGCUGGUGAGCAUUUAAAACGCGCUCAGGUUGUCUACGAGAACUUGGCACAGGCUUUGCCAGACGAUGAGCAGGAGCUGUAUCGUGCCAAGGUGAACGAGUUCACGCCCAACUUGAGAUAUUGCGCCUACAAUAUUAGCGGUGGUGCCAGCGGUGGCAAUAUUGAUGAGAUACUUGAACUGCGUGCACAGGGCGUGCUUGAGAAUCUGGAUGUGCUGGUGAGCCAGACAAAGACGGAGAGCAGCGAGGGACUGCAGACAAUAGAUUGGCGCGGCCGCAAGGUGACCGUGCGUCCCGAAAAGGUGCGUCUGUUCCUGCUUAGUGCACAGGAGCUGGAUAAAUCUUUGGCCAAGACGGCCAAACUGGAUGGCAAGAUUGAGCUAAUCGAACGCAUACUUAUGGACUGCAAGGAUGCAAUACAAGCAGUGCGCGAUGAGAUCAAGCAAGAUCCCAAGCUCCGUUCGUUGACCACCGGCCAAACGGUGUCAGGAGUGCAAUAUUUGUUAGCCUAUUUGAGCUACAUCCGUCACAGCCGCACGCUGCAACGGAAUUUGUGUUUGGUCGAGCAGGCUAAGCUAAACUUCGAAGAUCCCAACCAGCAAAAGCAGGAGCAGACACAAACGCAAGCCGAGGGCAAACGUGUACGCUCACAGGAUCUGGCUCGUCUCUACGAGAUUAUCUUGCAGAAUGUAACAGAAAUGCAGCAAAUCGGUGGCAUGGAGGAGGAUACAAAAUAUCAGAACGAGGUGGCCAAUCUGGCGCUUACCUUCAAGGCCUUCCGUUGUUAUUACAUUGCACUUACGCUGGUAGACAUGAAGAAAUGGAAGGAAGCAGUAGCGCUGUACGAGCGCGCCUCCAACUAUGCCAAUGAGGCCCUAAAGGGCAAGUGCUGCGAGGAGUUCCAGAUGCAGCCGGAUCUAAAGAAAAUGGUAUCCACCAUUGAUGGCAGCAAGUUCUCAGCACAUGCUUAUAGCGUGCUCGAGGAUGAGAAUGGCGAUGAUGCCAAAUCGACUAAAUCGCAGAAAACAACGAAACCGCUUUAUGAGCGUCUCUCCCAAUACAAGGAAGACCAAUCGCUGCAUACGCGAGCGCCCAAUGUGUUUAAGCUUACACCCGACAUGGAGCCCAUACCCUGCAAGCCACUGUUCUUCGACUUGGCCAUGAACUACUUGGAGAUGCCUUCGCUGGAGGACAAGCUCGAGUCACCUGGAAAGAAGGGCGCCUCCAUAACUGGCUUUGUCAAGGGAUUCCUUGGCUGGGGCGGCAACAAAUAAGAGGACC
Molecule: messenger RNA, 1935 nt
Organism: Drosophila busckii
Lineage: Eukaryota; Metazoa; Arthropoda; Insecta; Diptera; Drosophilidae
Gene: Srp68
Product: signal recognition particle subunit SRP68
Exons: 4
Coding region: 111-1928 (605 amino acids)
Biological process (GO): SRP-dependent cotranslational protein targeting to membrane
Cellular component (GO): signal recognition particle, endoplasmic reticulum targeting
Molecular function (GO): endoplasmic reticulum signal sequence receptor activity; signal recognition particle binding; 7S RNA binding
Source: RefSeq, a predicted model, not a curated record